CCACCUCGCGCACGCUAUAAUUAUCUUCCUUUGCCUGUCUCCGUUUAAAUUCAUACUCGGUCUGUUUUUUCUUUAUUUGUGUGUAGAAAUGUGGGAAUUGAAGCCCUAAAAUAUCCUAAACGAAUUUAGGAUGAUACAUCCGUGUUCUUUGUUUUGUUUCUCUCUUUUUGUACUUCAUGCCAACAUGAUAAAUGCAGGGGCAGAGCGGACUACUGCUUGUCCGCAAUCAGAAAGUCCACGUCUGUCUGUGUACCGGGUUUAAGAGGAUGUAAGGAACAAGUAGCUUUUUUAACCAAAGUAUCCUUAUAAAAAUGCAGAAGGGAAUACGACUGAAUGAUGGUCAUGUCACCUACCUGGGUCUUUUGGCAAAGAAGGAUGGUACGAGGCGAGGUUGCUUGAGCAAAAGGAGCUCAGACAACACAAAAUGGCACACAAAGUGGUUCGCUUUAUUACAAAAUAUGCUGUUUUAUUUUGAGAGCGAGUCCAGCUCUCGACCUGCGGGAUUAUACCUGUUGGAGGGAUGUGUGUGUGACAGAGCGCCGUCACCUAAACCAUCACAAUCAUCCAAAGAGUGUUUAGAAAAGCAGUACUACUUCACUGUAAAUUUCACCCAUGAAAACCAGAAAGCCCUGGAGUUGCGUACAGAGGAUGUCAAGGACGGUGAUGAAUGGGUGGCUGCAAUAACACAUGCCAGUUACAGGAACCUGGCCACGGAGCACGAGACGCUCAUGCAGAAGUAUCUCCAUCUAAUUCAGAUCGUGGAGACAGAGAAAACGGUUGCUAAGCAACUUCGACAACAGAUAGAGGACGGGGAAAUAGAGAUUGAACGGCUAAAAUCAGAGAUUUCCGGCCUGCACAAAGACAAUGGGAAGAUCCAGUCGAGUCCAACAGCCGACCCCAGUGAAGAUGAUGACUCUGAACUCAAGAAAAUAAAAAAAGUGCAGAGUUUCCUACGAGGCUGGAUGUGCAGGAGGAAGUGGAAGACCAUCAUCCAGGACUACAUCCGGUCUCCCCACGCCGAGAGCAUGAGGAAGAGGAACCAGGUGGUGUUCAGCAUGCUGGACUCUGAGGCUGAGUACGUCCAGCAGCUCCACAUCCUGGUCAACAAUUUCCUCCGACCGCUCCGUAUGGCCGCCAGCUCCAAGAAACCACCCAUCACCCACGACGACGUCAGCAGCAUCUUCCUCAACAGUGAGACCAUCAUGUUUCUGCAUCAAAUAUUCUACCAAGGGUUGAAAGCAAGAAUAGCAAGCUGGCCAACAUUAGUUUUGGCUGACCUGUUUGACAUCCUGCUGCCAAUGUUGAACAUCUACCAGGAGUUUGUGAGGAACCACCAAUACAGUCUGCAGAUCCUGGCACACUGUAAACAGAACCGAGACUUUGACAAGCUGCUGAAGCAGUAUGAGGCCAAGCCAGACUGUGAGGAGAGGACUCUGGAGACCUUCCUCACCUACCCCAUGUUCCAGAUUCCCCGCUACAUUCUUACUCUCCAUGAGCUCCUGGCCCACACACCACAUGAGCAUGUGGAGAGGACAAGUCUGGACUACGCCAAGUCAAAGCUGGAGGAGCUGUCCAGAAUCAUGCAUGAUGAGGUGAGUGAGACAGAGAACAUCAGGAAGAACCUGGCCAUUGAGCGCAUGAUUGUAGAGGGCUGCGAGAUCCUCCUUGACACCAGCCAGACGUUUGUCAGACAAGGCUCUCUCAUCCAGGUGCCAAUGAGUGAGAAGGGAAAGAUCACCCGUGGGCGACUGGGCUCUCUGACUCUGAAGAAGGAAGGGGAGAGGCAGUGCUUCCUCUUCUCCAAGCAUGUCAUCAUCUGCACCAGGGGCUCUGGAGGGAAGCUGCACCUCACCAAGAAUGGCGUGGUCUCUCUUAUUGACUGCACUCUUCUGGAAGACCCCGAGGGGACAGAUGAUGAGUCCAAACCAGACAAGGGUGUACAGGACAUGGAGCACCUGGACUUUAAAAUCGUGGUGGAGCCUAAAGAAGGCCAGUCAUUCACAGUGAUCCUGGUGGCCUCCUCGCGGCAGGAGAAAUCUGCCUGGACCAGUGACAUCAGCCAGUGCAUAGACAACAUCCGCUGCAAUGGGCUUAUGAUGAAUGCAUUUGAGGAGAACUCUAAAGUCACCGUGCCACAGAUGAUCAAGUCUGACGCCAGCCUGUACUGCGAUGACGUGGACAUCCGUUUCAGUAAGAUGAUGAACUCAUGUAAGGUGCUGCAGAUCCGCUAUGCCAGUGUGGAAAGACUUCUAGAGAGAUUGACCGACCUGCGCUUCCUCUCGAUCGACUUCCUCAACACCUUCCUGCAUUCCUACCGCGUGUUCACCAGCGCCGAUGUGGUGCUGGACAAGCUCAUCACUAUCUACAAAAAGCCCAUCAGUGCCAUCCCAGCCCGAUCCCUGGAGUUGUUCUUCGCCAGCAGUCAGAACAAUAAACUCCUAUAUGGGGAGCCUCCCAAAUCCCCCAGGGCCAGCCGUAAGUUUUCCUCCCCCCCUCCCCUGGCCAUCACCAAGACAUCGUCCCCCAGCCGCCGCCGUAAACUCUCCCUCAACAUCCCCAUCAUCACUGGGGGCAAGGCUCUGGACCUGGCCGCCCUUAGCUGCUCCUCCAACGGCUAUGCAAGCAUGUACUCCUCCAUGUCCCCCUUCAGCAAGACCACCAUGGACAUCAAUAAGCUUUAUGUCACCAGCCCCAUCACCAGUAAGAUCCCUGACGAGGGAGAGGGCAAGACAGACAAGGCAGAGGAGACCAUUGUGUCUAAACAAGAUAUUUCAGUUCCGGAGGAAAGUGACAUUGACCAAAACCAGAGCGAUGACGCAGACCCAGAAACGUCUCCUAUCAAGUCGCCAACCACCCCCAAAAACUUGAAAUGCAAAAACUCUUCAGAAUUCUCCCUGUUUUCCUACAAUAAUGGCACGGUGAUGUCAUCGUGCCGCCCUGAGAUGGACAACAACAAUCGCAGUGCCCUCUCUGCAGCCUCCGCCUUCGCCAUUGCCACGGCAGGAGCCAAUGAGGGCACGCCCACCAAGGAGAAGUACCGCCGCAUGUCCCUGGCUAGCACAGGGUUCCCAACAGACCAGAGGAAUGGGGACAAAGAGUUUGUAAUCCGAAGGGCUGCAACCAACAGAGUCCUGAAUGUUCUGAGGCACUGGGUGUCAAAACACUCUCAGGACUUUGAGAGUAAUACUGAGCUGAAGCUGAAGGUGAUAGCCUUCCUGGAGGAAGUGAUGCAUGACCCGGAGCUGCUGACACAGGAGAGGAAAGCAGCCGCCAACAUCAUCAGGACCCUGACACAGGAGGACCCAGGUGACAAUCAGAUCAGCCUGGAGGAGGUGACACAGCUGGCGUCAGUAGGAAAGGCAGAAGCGUUUGAGAGCCAUUCUGCCCUGGAGAUAGCAGAGCAGCUCACCCUACUGGACCACCUGGUCUUUAAGGUCAUCCCAUAUGAAGAGUUCUUUGGUCAAGGCUGGAUGAAGAAUGACAAGAAUGAAAGGACACCAUAUAUCAUGAAAACAACAAAGCAUUUCAAUGAUAUCAGUAACCUGAUUGCCACUGAGAUCCUGCGUUGUGACGAUGUGACCACACGGGUGGCGGUGAUGGAGAAGUGGGUGGCGGUGGCGGACAUCUGCCGCUGUCUCCAUAACUACAACGCUGUACUGGAGAUCACCUCCUCCCUCAACCGCAGCUCUGUGUUCCGUCUCAAGAAGACCUGGCUCAAAGUGUCCAAGCAGACUAAAACCGUAAUUGACAAGCUGCAGAAGUUGGUUUCGUCAGAGGGGAGGUUCAAAAACCUAAGAGAGGCUUUAAAGAACUGUGACCCUCCCUGUGUACCAUACCUGGGGAUGUACCUCACUGAUCUGGCUUUCAUUGAGGAGGGGACGCCCAAUUACACUGAGGACAAAUUAGUCAACUUCUCAAAGAUGAGGAUGAUUUCCCAUAUCAUCAGAGAAAUUAGACAAUUCCAGCAAACAGCAUACAAGAUUGAUCAUCAGCCAAUGGCAGCACAGUAUUUGCUGGACAACAGCUCUGUUCUGGAUGAAGAAAGCCUGUAUGAAGCCUCUCUCAGAAUUGAGCCUAAAGUCAACAACUGAAGAGGAUGACAGUUUCCCAAAGUCUCUGUUGAAGAACUAUGUCGUAGACAUAAACAAUAACUGGUGUUAAGUCAUGUUUAACAUGUUUGCUCUGAUACGUGUAUUGUUUUUAGAAGUCUUAUGUACAAAUGUUAAUUUAAUCGUCACGUUGUUGAAAUAUUUCAUUUUCCUCUGCAACAAGGACCAUUUCACUGGGCUUACUAGGGUGAUAACUAAAGUCACAAUGAUCUUGUAUAAUGGUAUGUCCUUUGUAACUAAUUAAACUGAUUGACAUCUUUU
Molecule: messenger RNA, 4370 nt
Organism: Oncorhynchus nerka (sockeye salmon)
Lineage: Eukaryota; Metazoa; Chordata; Actinopteri; Salmoniformes; Salmonidae
Gene: rasgrf1
Product: Ras protein specific guanine nucleotide releasing factor 1
Exons: 27
Coding region: 312-4091 (1259 amino acids)
Biological process (GO): Ras protein signal transduction; positive regulation of GTPase activity
Cellular component (GO): plasma membrane
Molecular function (GO): protein binding; guanyl-nucleotide exchange factor activity
Source: RefSeq, a predicted model, not a curated record